AGGGUAGUUUAGUCAUUAAACCCCAACAUAGCCCAAAAACAAAACAAAAAUUAGGGUUUCAGUAUAAAAACUCGUAACACAUUUUGUUUCCCCUGCUCGCCACUCCCAGCUCCUGCAACCGCCAAGCAAACAAAAAAAAAACCCUAAUUAAGGGAAUUUUAACAGCAGCUAGAAAUGGCGACAGUACCAGGCCAAUUGAUUUGGGAAAUAGUGAAGAAGAACAAUUCAUUUUUGGUGAAACAGUUCGGAAGAGGAACUGCCAGUCUUCAAUUCAGCAAAGAGCCUAACAAUCUCUAUAAUCUCAACUCUUACAAGCAUUCUGGUUUGGCGAACAAGAAAACGGUGGCUAUUCAGUCGGGAAAGGAUCAGUCGGUGACGCUUGCGACUACUAAGACUAGGAAGCAGAAUAAGCCUUCUGCUUUGCUUCAUAAAUCUGUUAUGAAGAAGGAGUUUAGCCGUAUGGCUAAAGCCGUCGAGAACCAGGUUGGUGAUAACUAUUACAGGCCUGAUCUAAAGAAAGCAGCUCUUGCAAGGCUGAGUGUUGUGCAUAGGAGCCUGAAGGUUUCCAAAUCUGGUGCCAAGAAGAGGAAUAGACAAGUUCAGAAAUGAAGCGAGUAGUGAGUUAGUUGGGCGGGAUGCAUUCUGCUCUUUAUCUAUUUUGAUAGAACAUGCCGAAAGUGGCAAGAUGGAUUCUGUUCUCUCUAUUUUGCUGCUAGGCACCAAAAGUUGUUUUGUGAGAUUAAUUUUGAGAUUAGAUGCUUAAGAUCUAUAAAUGGUGAUUUUUCCUGGAUAAUUUUGUUUGCUGUGGAACUUUUUGAUUAAGUUUUGGAUAUGGCUAUUUAAUUAA
Molecule: messenger RNA, 847 nt
Organism: Mercurialis annua (annual mercury)
Lineage: Eukaryota; Viridiplantae; Streptophyta; Magnoliopsida; Malpighiales; Euphorbiaceae
Product: 60S ribosomal protein L28-2-like
Exons: 4
Coding region: 175-609 (144 amino acids)
Biological process (GO): translation
Cellular component (GO): cytosolic large ribosomal subunit; ribosome
Molecular function (GO): structural constituent of ribosome
Source: RefSeq, a predicted model, not a curated record